Toxotes jaculatrix (banded archerfish) is the source of this 2469-nucleotide messenger RNA. It is a transcript of the gene gdi1, whose product is annotated as GDP dissociation inhibitor 1. Bases 222 to 1565 code for a protein of 447 amino acids. The transcript is spliced from 11 exons. The record is from RefSeq and is a predicted model, not a curated record. NCBI's taxonomy places the organism in Eukaryota, Metazoa, Chordata, Actinopteri, Toxotidae. Gene Ontology annotation, cellular component: cytoplasm. Gene Ontology annotation, biological process: vesicle-mediated transport; protein transport; small GTPase-mediated signal transduction. Gene Ontology annotation, molecular function: Rab GDP-dissociation inhibitor activity.
UUGUCCUCGCCGGUAACUGUGUGGACAGUGUAUUCCAUUCCUCAUUAAUGCCUAAUGAUUAAUGAAUAAUAUUUAACUUUGAACGAGCCGUUUGAAGCACUCGGGCAGAGAAAGGAAGCCAAUUUCCCGGUCAGAGGACUCACUGGCAUUCUUUCCUUCAAUACCCUUCAUUUCUCAAGGCAAAAAAAAAGAGGGCGAGACGGGAGAGGCGGUGAUACAACAUGGAUGAGGAAUAUGAUGUGAUCGUUUUGGGCACCGGACUCACAGAAUGCAUUCUGUCUGGGAUCAUGUCUGUCAAUGGGAAAAAGGUUCUGCACAUGGACAGGAACCCCUACUAUGGUGGGGAGAGCUCUUCCAUCACCCCCCUGGAGGAGCUGUACAAGCGCUUCAAUCUCCCAGAUAGCCCACCUGAGUCAAUGGGCAGAGGAAGAGACUGGAACGUUGACCUCAUCCCCAAGUUUCUCAUGGCCAAUGGUCAGCUUGUGAAGAUGCUGCUAUACACAGAAGUGACACGGUACCUUGACUUUAAAGUAGUGGAGGGAAGCUUUGUUUACAAAGGAGGGAAGAUCUACAAGGUGCCGUCAACCGAGACUGAGGCACUAGCUUCAAAUCUGAUGGGGAUGUUUGAGAAACGAAGGUUCCGCAAGUUCUUAGUCUUUGUGGCCAAUUUUGAUGAGAAUGACCCGAAGACCUUUGAGGGCGUGGACCCCAAAACCACAACGAUGAGGGAUGUUUACAAGAAGUUUGACCUCGGCCAGGAUGUCAUUGACUUCACCGGCCACGCCCUGGCCCUCUACAGGACAGAUGACUAUCUUGAUGUCCCCUGUUUGGACACGAUCAACCGUAUCAAACUGUACAGUGAAUCACUGGCACGGUACGGAAAGAGCCCCUAUCUCUACCCCCUGUAUGGUCUGGGAGAGCUGCCACAGGGAUUUGCCAGGUUGAGUGCAAUCUAUGGAGGAACUUACAUGCUGAACAAACCAGUGGAUGAGAUCGUGAUGGAAGGUGGACAUGUGAUUGGAGUGAAGUCUGAGGGCGAGGUGGCUCGUUGUAAGCAGCUCAUCUGUGACCCCAGCUACAUCCCGGACCGUGUCCGUAAGGCAGGUCAGGUGAUCCGCGUGAUCUGCAUCCUCAGCCACCCCAUCAAAAACACUAACGAUGCCAACUCCUGCCAGAUCAUCAUUCCUCAGAAUCAGGUUAACCGCAACUCAGACAUCUACGUGUGCAUGAUCUCCUAUGCUCACAACGUGGCAGCCCAGGGGAAGUACAUUGCCAUUGUCAGCACCACAGUGGAAACCAGCGAGCCGGAGGCUGAGAUCGAACCGGCCCUGGAGCUGCUGGAGCCCAUCGACCAAAAGUUUGUGGCUAUUAGCGACCUUUACGAGCCCACAGAUGAUGGUACUGAGAGUCAGGUCUUCGGCUCACGGUCCUACGAUGCCACCACCCACUUCGAGACCACUUGCAACGACAUCAAGGACAUCUACAAACGCAUGACCGGGAGCGACUUUGACUUUGAGAACAUGAAACGCAAACAGAACGACGUGUUUGGGGAGGAUGAGCAGUGAGCGGUAGAAGGGGCCUCCGAGAGAGGGCGGGGCCGGAGGAGGAGGCGGGGCGAAAAGGGGGCGAAACAGGUGGCAGAGCCAGCGGCAGAGGGCCGGGGCUGCCUGAGCAGUGCUUGAAAAACAAAUGGGUAGGGGUAAAGAUAAAGAGAAAUGUGAGUGUGGCGAAGGGGGUGUUAUUUCUGGGCUCUGCCUGCCCCAAGCCCUUUGCCUCCUUUUCCUUACGUCCCUCUCUCGCUUGACACACGUUCAAACACAUAAAUGCUCACAAACACAAACAUACACGCUGUUCAAAUACUCACACUCCCUAUCUGUCACUGAAAAGCAGGGUUGAUAUGGUCUUUCAUUCCAUUGUAGAAUUUACAGUAUAAUCAUGUCUUAACUAUUAUAAUUAGAGGUGAAUUUAUUACUUGUUGUUGGCGAUUUUCAAAGCAUUUCAUUCUUUCUGUAAUGUCUUUCUCCUCAUAUCAGAGUUUGGGGUGGACGGACGUUCGACGGCAUUGCGAGGGCUGAAUUGCGAGCUCUGACAUGAGAGAUCUCUAAUGGCUUAGUGUAGAAUCCUCUGGAAGGGUCACCUCCAGUUGACAUGCAUGCAUCUUUUACACACAGUAGUAUUGUACAUAGACUCAAACGACACUGCGGUAUGAAGGCUGGACCAUUCCACGCAUCGCUCCUGUCAACCCUGCUUUCACUUUUCUCUUACUUGGUCUUUUACCUGUGUUACUUCAAUAGACGCCGCUCCUUUUGGCAAAAUCUGUCGGUCGGGCAAAAAAAAAAAAUGUGAUGAAAAGUUACAUAUAAAUGGGCUGUUCUGUCAACUGAUAGUGCUCACUUUGCAAUGCUGUUGUGUUCCCUGUGCUAGCAGGCAAGCUAACCAGUGGCUAUUAAUUGUCACCCCCCCCCCUCC